AUGUCGUACAGAUCAACCCGUUCUUCAGAACCCCAAAGUGUCUCUUUUGAGGAGGCAGUCAUCACUGGUCUGGCUACCGACGGUGGACUUUUCAUUCCUGCUGAGGUCCCAAAACUCCCAGAGUCUUUCUUGAAAGAAUGGUCUGGUCUUUCAUUUGAGGCUUUGGCCUUCAACAUCAUGAGAUUCUACAUCAAGCAGUCCGAGAUCUCCGAUGACGAGCUCAAGACCUUGAUCGCCAAGUCCUACUCCACCUUCAGAGCUAAGGAGGUCACUCCACUGGUCGCGAUCGACUCGCAGAAGAACCUGUACUUGCUGGAGCUGUUCCACGGCCCAACUUACGCUUUCAAAGACGUUGCUCUGCAGUUUGUCGGUAAUCUGUUUGAGUUCUUCUUGACCAGAAAAAAUGCUGCCAAGAAGGCAGGUGAGUCUAGAGACAUCAUCACCGUUGUUGGAGCCACUUCCGGUGACACUGGAUCCGCUGCUAUUUACGGCCUCAGAAACAAAAAGGACGUUUCUGUGUUCAUCCUCUACCCAACAGGCAGAAUCUCUCCUUUGCAGGAACAACAAAUGGCCUCUGUUUUGGACGAUAACAUCCACACUCUUUCUGUGAAAGGUACCUUUGACGACUGUCAGGACGUUGUGAAGAAAGUGUUUGGAGAUGCCGAGUUCAACCAGAAAUACCACGUCGGAGCAGUCAACUCGAUCAACUGGGCUAGAAUCCUCGCACAAAUGACUUACUACUUCCACGCCUACUUCCAGCUGCUGAACAAGAUCCCAGAAGCUGAAAAGGCCGACUUCAAGGUCAAGUUUGUGGUGCCAAGCGGAAACUUUGGUGACAUCCUUGCUGGUUUCUACGCUAAAGAGAUGGGACUUCCUAUCGAGGAGUUGGUGGUUGCAACCAACGAAAACGACAUCCUCGACAGAUUCUUGCACUCCGGAAAAUACGAUAAGGUCGAGGUUAAGGAGACCUACUCUCCAGCUAUGGACAUCUGUGUUUCCUCCAACUUUGAGAGAUUCCUGUGGUACAUGAUCAAGAGAACCAACGGUGGUAACGACGAUCUGAAAACUGGUGCUAUUUUGGCCGAAUACAUGAAGGACCUGUCCUCCAAGGGCAUCUUCGAGGUCACUCCAGAGACUUUGAAGCUUUCGCAAAGCGUUUUGGACUCUGCCAGAGUGAGCAACGAAGAGACCGUGAAGACCAUCAAGGAAACUUACGCUAAUACAUCCAACAAUUACAUUCUUGAUCCUCACACUGCUGUUGGUGUCACCACUUCGCUCAGAAAGAUCGCCAGCGACAAGGACUCCAACACUAAGUACAUUUCCUUGUCCACUGCGCACCCAGCUAAGUUCUCGUCUGUUGUGAACCAAGCUCUGUCUGGAUUUUCCGAAUACUCUUUUGAAAAGAGCGUGCUACCAGAAGAGCUCAAGAAGCUGGCCUCUCUCCCAUUGAAAAUCAAGCUUGUUGACAACGCAGAGUUAAAGACCAUCGAAUCGAUCAUCGUGGAAGAGCUCGCAAAGGAGGGUAAGAACUAG
Molecule: messenger RNA, 1533 nt
Organism: Ogataea philodendri
Lineage: Eukaryota; Fungi; Ascomycota; Pichiomycetes; Pichiales; Pichiaceae
Exons: 1
Coding region: 1-1533 (510 amino acids)
Biological process (GO): L-threonine biosynthetic process
Molecular function (GO): pyridoxal phosphate binding; threonine synthase activity
Source: RefSeq, a predicted model, not a curated record